Leptosia nina is the source of this 237-nucleotide messenger RNA. Lineage: Eukaryota; Metazoa; Arthropoda; Insecta; Lepidoptera; Pieridae. The record is from the annotation of a GenBank genome assembly.
AUGGGGUAUUGUCGCGAGGGAGACGGACACGCACCGCACUGUGCGCCGAAUAGAGACGGCGAUAGGCGCAAGGUGGGCCGUACUCGCGCGGCCCCCAUUGGCGGCGCCCACCCCGCCCAGAGCCCCGUCCCGCGCCGGCCCGAUACCCACGCGAGCACCACACGAGCUCCUCAGUCUAUCGUCCGACUUCGACGCGAAACAAUCGCCUCUCAGUGCCCAUUCACCUUUGUGCCAUAG